Phalacrocorax carbo (great cormorant) is the source of this 1472-nucleotide messenger RNA. The record is from RefSeq and is a predicted model, not a curated record. NCBI's taxonomy places the organism in Eukaryota, Metazoa, Chordata, Aves, Suliformes, Phalacrocoracidae.
CGCCGCGCGCUCGCCCCGUACCCCCACAGCCUCACGCGGCGGGGCGGCGAGCCCCAGGCAGCCCCGCGCCCCUGGCACCGCCAGCCCCCGGGACCUCUCGCCACCACCGCCCGGUGACAGCCAGCGCCAUGGAGUCCGUGGCUCUGUACAGCUUCCAGGCGACGGAGAGGGACGAGUUGCCCUUUCAUAAAGGGGACACCCUGAAGAUCCUCAACAUGGAAGAUGACCAGAACUGGUACAAGGCUGAGCUGUUCGGCUGCGAGGGCUUCGUCCCCAAAAACUACAUCAAAGUCAAGCCCCACCCGUGGUACGUGGGCAGGAUCUCCCGGCACCUGGCAGAGGAGCGGCUCCUCAAGUGCAAGCACCUGGGAGCCUUCCUGAUCCGUGACAGCGAGAGCACCCCGGGGGAGUUCUCCAUCUCCGUCAACUAUGGGCAGCAUGUCCAGCACUUCAAGGUGCUCAGGGAGAGGAACGGCAAAUAUUUCCUUUGGGAGGAAAAGUUCAACUCCCUCAACGAGCUGGUGGAUUUCUACAGGACAACCACCAUUGCCAAAAAGCAGCAGAUCUUCCUCCGGGAUGAGGACCAGACUCAGGAGGUACCAUCAGGGGAUGGGGCUAUGGGGACGCUGGAGCAACCCAAAUACGUGCAAGCCCAGUUCGACUUCUCAGCCCACGACGGCUCCCAGCUGCCCUUCCUCCGCGGGGACAUCAUCGAGGUCCUGGACUACCCCGACCCCAACUGGUGGCAGGGGAAGAUCUAUGGGCGCAUCGGCCUCUUCCCCCGCAACUACGUCCACCCCAUCCGCAAGUGAGCCGCCAGCGGCGCUGUGGGCGAGCGGGGAGGACCACGGCCCCCACUGCCCCCCGCUCACCGGAGCUGCUUUGUGCCUGCUCACGGACUGCACGGCCCUUCGUCCCCACGGACGGUGCCUGUCCCCACGCCGGGCUGCCGACACACGAGGUCCCGGUGCCGCGUGGGCUGUGUGGAGGUAGAGGCCAGGCUGGCGGUGAUCCCCACCCAGGGGCUGCUCAGCUCCGGCACCCCAAAACAUCAGCCACAGCUUUCCCUGCUCCCCCGACCCAGGAGACCUCCGCCACCCCCAGCCCAGGCAUCACCUCUCGCUGCGGGCUGGAAGCGGUGCUCCCUGGGGAGGGAGCACAGAGCAUUGAACCAGGGCCAUAAAAACUGUUCCAAAGCCACGACCCAGUGGGGUGGCAGUGAUGGAGGGGAAGAGCACGUGUGCCCCAAACCUUUGCUCCUCUCCACACCCUGUAAGUGGAGCCCCGGCUCCAAGGAGGGCUGCAGGAUGCGACCGGGCUCACUAACUCCACGGAGGGGUGCCGGGGCUCAGGGAGCCUGGGAAGGCUGGUCUGGGGGGAUUCAGUCCUGCAGGUGCUGUUCAUUGCUGCAAAUUGUGGCUUUUUAAAAAUUUUUUUUUAAUUUAGAGUUAGUAAAAUGUGUUUGUGUGACA